AUGACCCAGCGUCAACCUCUACCCCUGUGCUGCCACGUUCUCGGUCCCGGCUGUAAAUGGAGUAGCAAGCCGAAAUUCGCAACUGAAUUAACAAAAUUUGGCAUUUCGGACAAAACUGACGGUGUCCAGCGCCUUGCCAGGGAACUCAGCACUGCUCGAGACGCAUUGCAACUUGAUAGUGCACAAUCCCACUCAUUCUUUCAAUCGGCUGAUGAUAUUUCGAGCUAUACAGAGAAAUUGGUUCAGUACUUGGCACUCGUGAAAGGAUUCAUGGAAGCUGCAGACAGGCGACAAAGUGGAGACCACAGGCUACUGUCGUCGAUGGUGCCCAUAAACGAUACGAUCGAUGGUAAUGGUCUACGACAACCACUGGUAGAGAAGAAUGGAGAUCACAAUGAAGCUGCAGCUAGCGACUAUAGUGGAUGCCUCAACUUCUGUCGGUGGCAGGACGCACUUACGGGUCGAACAAUUUAUACUCAAAGCGCAAGACAUGAAUAUGCACAUGUUUUGCUGGCUGCAGGCAUUUUAAUGAUGACGGAUGCUAGGGAUAAAGUGGAUGCAAUAUUCUUCGAAAGGUUGACAGAACUCGAUGAGACACAGCUUAAACUUGCACAUCAACUAUUGCUACAUGCGUCUGGAGUGCUGGAAGCGUGUCUCGAGUCAAUGGGCAUCACUCCUCGUCAUAUAGGGGCCAAGUUUACUGACCUUGGAGUGCAUAAUGAGGCUCCGACCGAAGCGCAGAGAUUGACACCAACAGUAGUACCCGAUGACGACAUGAUGGCAAAGUGGCGGGAGGAGCAGCUUCAAGCUCCGGAGAGCACGAAGGAGAUCGAGCGUGGGCAUUCCAUUAAACGAGCAAUGGAAGACGUUGCAAUGCUCAAGUGCGUACCAGAUCUUGCAGACGGUCGUUUUCCGCAGUUAUUGGCGUGGAUUGCACUUGUCGAGGCGCAGGAACUCGUGAUUCUUCGUGGGGUAACACGUAAGGUCGUUGACUUUUCUCUCAUGGCCAAAUUGUCAACGGACAUUUCGACGAGAUACAAAGAAUGUCAAACCUUGGCAUUUAGUUUGUUGCCCAACUCGAUUUCAACAAUAGCUGAACGUAUCCGCCUUUUUUGCGCCUACAAGGGGCCAUACUACCAGGCCAUAUCAAUGUACUUCCAAGGUGCUGCGUGCAUGUUGAUAGAAGAUGCACGAAACUGUGUCCAGGCCGUGGCUAAUUUUCAUAAGGCUUUAGUGCUGUUUGAGGGAGUUGUUCCGAUUGAAAGAGGCUAUGAGGCCAAGAUGAAAGCGGACAAAGUUGAAAAGAAGCGCGUGUCGCAGUUAGCCGCCGUGUUUCUUCGAUUGCAGCAGAUUAUCAGUCGAGAUUUGGAGAUUGUUACUCACCGUAAUGAUACUGUUUAUUACGAACCGAUUCCACAGUCUCAAGUCGCGUGUAAUGGAGUGAGUCUGGUGAAGGCAGUAGCAUUUCCAUCCGUGUCCACGAGUGACUUAUGGCGUGAUGACGAGAUUACCAGCUGCUUGAAGCCUACAACAGUAGCUGCAUCGAUGGAAGAUUCUGAUAAUCAGCAGCAACGAAACAGUCGUGCUCGUGACGGAUGCUGUGCAAGCUGCAUUGUUUCCUAA
This is a messenger RNA of Peronospora belbahrii, 1623 nucleotides long. NCBI's taxonomy places the organism in Eukaryota, Oomycota, Peronosporomycetes, Peronosporales, Peronosporaceae. The record is from the annotation of a GenBank genome assembly.